AUGUCUGACGAAUCACCCACCAACGGCUCUACGAGACCAGUCACUCCCAAAACGAAUGGCUUGGCUUUAACUGAGUACACCGCCGCUCCAACGCCUCCAUCGGAGCGUAACCCACGAUUCCCAGGCCUGCCUCCGAACUGGGGAAUUCCAGAUGCUUUUCUGCUACCAAACGGCUACCCUGACUAUCUCCGAUUGAUCUUGACAUCCCGCGUUUACGAUGUUAUCGAGGAAACUCCACUUACCCAUGCCGUCAACUUGAGUAACCGAUUGGAGAGCCGAGUGCUUCUCAAGCGUGAGGAUCUGCUGCCCGUUUUCAGCUUCAAGCUUCGGGGCGCUUACAACAAGAUGGCUCACUUGAACCCGGAGCAGCGUUGGAAAGGUGUUAUUGCGUGCUCAGCCGGCAACCAUGCGCAGGGUGUCGCUUUCUCUGCUCGUAAACUCAGAAUCCCCGCGACUAUUGUUAUGCCCUCGGGCACUCCCGCAAUCAAACAUUUGAACGUUGCCCGUCUUGGGGGAAGCGUGGUUCUGCAUGGAAACGAUUUCGACGCAGCCAAGGAAGAGGCCCACCGAUUGGAGAAACUGCACGGUCUGACCAACAUCCCACCAUUCGAUGACCCGUACGUUAUUGCUGGUCAAGGUACCAUUGGAAUGGAGCUGCUGCGCCAGGCGAACUUGGAUAAACUGGAGGCGGUCUUCUGUGGUGUCGGCGGAGGCGGUUUGAUUGCUGGUAUCGGUGUCUACUUGAAGCGCAUUGCGCCACAAGUCAAGAUCGUCGGCGUGGAGGCUUAUGAUGCGAACGCCAUGGCCCAGUCAUUGAACGAGAAUCAGCGUGUCUUUUUGAAGGAAGUUGGUCUCUUCGCAGACGGUGCUGCCGUCAAAUCUGUCGGCGAAGAAACUUACCGCGUUAGUCGUGACGUGAUCGAUGAGAUUGUCCAGGUCUCCACUGAUGAGAUCUGUGCUGCUAUUAAGGAUGCGUUCGAGGAUACUCGAACCGUCGUUGAGCCUGCCGGUGCACUUGCACUUGCUGGUCUCAAGAAAUAUGUUUCCAACAACCCUAGUCCCGAUGCCAGCCGUGAGCUGAUUGCUAUCAAUUCUGGUGCUAACAUGGACUUUGACCGAUUGCGCUUUGUGGCUGAGCGGGCUGCUCUUGGCGAAAAGAAGGAGGCUUUGUUGAGUGUCAAGAUCCCCGAGAAGCCUGGUGCUUUUGCCAAACUCGUCGAGGUUGUGCUUCCUCACGCGGUCACUGCUUUCAAUUACCGUUACGCAAAGGACGACUCAGCGGAUGUUCUUAUGGGCAUCUCAUUGUCUGCAUUAACUGGUCGUGACGACCUGGCUAAGAUUAUGGAAGAGCUUGAAAAGGGAGGACUGACUCCUCGGGACUUGAGCGAUGACGAGUUAACCAAACGCCACGUUCGAUUCCUUGUUGGAGGACGUUCCAAUGUGGCCCAUGAGCGGCUCUUCAUGUUCGAGUUCCCCGAGCGACCGGGUGCUUUGGCCAAGUUCCUGACUACUCUUCGUCCCAACCAAAACAUCUCUCUCUUCCACUAUCGCAACUACGGUGGCGACGUGGGCAAGGUUUUGGCUGCUAUCCAAUGUCCUCCUGAUGAGAAAGACGAGCUCGAAUCGUUCCUCCGGGACCUGGGCUAUCCAUUCAGCGAGCAUACCGAUUCCCCUACCUACCAAACUUUCCUUCGAUCGUAA
Molecule: messenger RNA, 1701 nt
Organism: Penicillium angulare
Lineage: Eukaryota; Fungi; Ascomycota; Eurotiomycetes; Eurotiales; Aspergillaceae
Product: threonine dehydratase, biosynthetic
Exons: 2
Coding region: 1-1701 (566 amino acids)
Biological process (GO): L-threonine catabolic process
Molecular function (GO): threonine deaminase activity; pyridoxal phosphate binding
Source: RefSeq, a predicted model, not a curated record